GCCUCGCGGGGCACCGGUGUGUCGAUUGAAGGCUCUUCACUGCGACAGCGCGUGGCAAAACCAGAAGGUACAAGACCACCAUGUCUCCGUUGGCGGUGGUCCUGCUGGCGCUGGCAGUGGGUGUUCCGUCGGAGGCGGCGAACAUCUUGGCGCCCGUGUGGUUCUCUGGCGCCAGCCACUUCGCCAUGUUCGGGCGACUCUUCAGGGAGCUGGCGGCUAGAGGCCACAACGUCACAGUCAUCAGCCAGUUCCCGCUGAAGACUCCUCUCAAGAACUACCGCGACGUGAGCAUAGCAUCAAACGAGAAGAAGCCAGAGCUGACCUGGGACCUGAUAGAGCGGGCCCGCUCCCCGCCGGUGAGCGCCAUCAUCAUGAAGUACAUCGCCAGGCAGCAGUGCACCGACGCCCUGUCACUGCCCCAGGUGCGGCGCGUGCUCUCCUCCGGCGACCACUACGACCUCGUCAUCACCGAGUUCUUCCACGCCGACUGCAUGGCCGCGUUUGCCGCCAAAUUCGGAGUCCCGCUGGUCGGCAUCACUUCCAGCAUGGCUCUGCCUAGGGUGUAUGAUAGGAUUGGAAAUCCGUAUAACCCUGCAUACAUGGAGCAGUACGACCUGCAUCUGAAGGCGCCCUUCAGCUUCUGGGGCAGAGUGCAGAGCACCCUGGUGCACCUCUUGAUACGCGCCGCUGACUGGUGGAUAACUGAAGCCUUCCUCGAGGAGAAGGUGCGUGCAGUAUUGGGCGGAGACACACCCCAAUUGCGGGAUGUGCUGCGCAACACCAGCCUGGUGCUGGUCAACAGCCACUGGAGCUGGGACCAGCCGCUGCCAGCGGUGCCGGCUCUCGUGCAGGUGGGCGGCCUCCACGUCGAGGAACCCCGGGCCCUGCCGCAGGACUUGCGUUCGUACAUCGACAAGAGCCGUCACGGAGUGAUUUACUUCAGCCUGGGCUCCAUGGUGAAGGCCAGCUCAUUACCGGCGGAGAAGCUGCGCUCCAUCAUUGAUGCCUUUGCUGCAGUGCCGCAGAACGUCCUGUGGAGGGUGGACCCCUCCUCUCUGCCACCGCUGCCACCCAACGUCAGGGCAGAGACGUGGAUGCCGCAGAAUGACAUACUCAACCACCCAAACCUGCACAUCCUCAUAACGCAUGGUGGACUGAUGGGCAUCCAGGAGGCUGUGAUGGCAGGUGUACCAGUGCUGGCGAUGCCUCUGUUUGCCGACCAGUACCUCAACGCAGAGAGGGUCGCUGCCUCGGGCAGCGGAAUCUGCCUGCACUUUGAGGACCUUACCACACAGACGCUGAGGGCUGCACUCGAUGCUCUCGUCAAUGACACCAGGUAUCGGGAGCAGGCGAAGCAUCUGUCCCUGCUGUUCCGUGACCGCCCUCGGCCGCCACUGGAGGAGGCGGUCUACUGGGUGGAGUAUGUGCUGCGCCACCAGGGGGCACGACAUCUCAGGUCCGCCGCCCUUGACCUCACCUGGUACCAGCUCCUGCUCCUAGAUGUUGCCACCUUCCUGGUGGCAGUGGCACUGACUCUGUGCCUUAUCUUCUGCCAACUCACAUCAUGCCUUAAACGCAAUUUCAGCCAAAAACAGAAAGUUAAAAUUAACUGAUCAGUGAAAUUUGUCUCGACACUUUCAGCAGAUCGCUAUCUUCUUUACCAAGGAAUAUGGGAACAGCCUUCCCGACAUCUCCAAAAGCAUUUUCUAUUUAAUGAAAGGCAUCUUAGUAAAUAAAACUUUCAGCAUCAGUUACUCCUCUAGUGGAAACUCUGGAAAGGUUUCAUCUGGAAUUGAGUGUAGCAUCGAUGUCAGAUAUUCGAUAUCCAUUGAAAUGUGAUGCAAGAGCUGUGUACUGAGACUACUGUGAUGGCCAACCCAGCUUUGAAUGGAACUGGUUAUACCAAGCCUCACCCUGUGUUAUGAUGAUUUGCAGGAAAGAUGAUUCUACAGAUACAUGA
Molecule: messenger RNA, 1960 nt
Organism: Schistocerca americana (American grasshopper)
Lineage: Eukaryota; Metazoa; Arthropoda; Insecta; Orthoptera; Acrididae
Product: UDP-glycosyltransferase UGT5-like
Exons: 7
Coding region: 81-1613 (510 amino acids)
Molecular function (GO): UDP-glycosyltransferase activity
Source: RefSeq, a predicted model, not a curated record